Molecule: messenger RNA, 1251 nt
Organism: Aspergillus glaucus CBS 516.65
Lineage: Eukaryota; Fungi; Ascomycota; Eurotiomycetes; Eurotiales; Aspergillaceae
Product: hydroxymethylglutaryl-CoA reductase
Exons: 2
Coding region: 1-1251 (416 amino acids)
Biological process (GO): isoprenoid biosynthetic process; coenzyme A metabolic process; ergosterol biosynthetic process
Cellular component (GO): endoplasmic reticulum membrane; peroxisomal membrane
Molecular function (GO): hydroxymethylglutaryl-CoA reductase (NADPH) activity; protein binding
Source: RefSeq, a predicted model, not a curated record
AUGCCCGAGAAUCAAAUCAUCCAGCUCGGUGCUCAAGGCACCAUCCCCCUCUACUUCCUCGAAAAAGCCCUCCAAGACCCCGAACGCGCCGUCAAACUCCGUCGCUCAAUCGUCGCCAACCAUGAAGCCACCAAGCAAAUCGACUUUCCCCUCGAGAGCUGCGCCCUCCCAUACCAGCACUACGACUACCAAGCCGUGCUAGGCGCCUGCUGCGAGAACGUCAUCGGCUACAUGCCCCUCCCCCUCGGCGUCGCAGGCCCCAUCAACGUCGACGGCAGAAACGUCUUCCUCCCCAUGGCUACCACAGAAGGCGCUCUCGUCGCCAGCACAAACCGCGGCUGCAUGGCCAUCAACGCCGGAGGGGGCGUCUCCACCGUCCUCAUGGACGACGGCAUGACACGAGCCCCUCUCGUCCGAUUCCGCUCUCUCGCACAAGCAGGCGCAGCAAAGGCAUGGCUGGACUCUGAAGCUGGCUUUGCUCUCGUCGAGUCCUCGUUUAACUCCACAAGUCGCUUUGCCCGUCUCCAGAGUCUGAAGACAACCGUCGUCGGGUCUGACCUGUACAUCCGCUUCAAGUCGCGCACCGGUGACGCAAUGGGCAUGAAUAUGAUCUCCAAGGGCGUUGAACGCGUUCUCGAGGUGAUGGUGGAGAGCGGGUUCGACGAUAUGCAGAUUGUCUCAUUGUCAGGAAACUACUGCUCUGACAAAAAGGCAGCAGCAAUCAACUGGAUUGAAGGACGUGGGAAAACUGUCAGCGCGCAAGCAACGAUCCCCGCUGAUGUCGUCCGGAAGAUCCUCAAGACAGACGUCGAGAGCCUGGUCGAACUCAACACGUCCAAGAAUCUGAUCGGCAGUGCCGUUGCGGGUGCUUUGGGUGGAUUCAACGCCCACGCUGCUAAUGUCGUCACGGCGAUUUUCCUCGCCACUGGUCAAGACCCGGCGCAGAAUGUGCAAAGCAGUAAUACUCUAACUGUUAUGAAGAACGUCGACGGCAACCUCCAAAUCUCCGUGUACAUGCCCUCCAUCGAAGUCGGCACCGUCGGCGGCGGAACCGUCCUCGGUCCCCAAAAGGCAAUGCUAGGAAUGUUGGGCAUCCAAGGUGCCGAUUAUGAAAACCCGGGCGGAAACGCACAGAAGCUUGCGCUCAUAAUUGCGUCUGGUGUGUUGGCGGGCGAGUUGAGUUUGUGUUCUGCUUUGGCGGCUGGGUCGUUGGUGAAGAGCCAUUUGGCGCAUAACCGGAAGAAGAAUUAG